ACAUCCCACCCGCCCAUUUCGGCUCCCAUUUAUUAUACAAGAUCCCGGGGUAUAGCUCCAGGGGUGGUGGCCUCGACCUUUUAUUCUUCUCAACCCACAUUUCCCUGCCCAAGAGACACAACAAGGCAGAGGCGGAAGAGGGAGCAGCUCCUUUUUUACAAGUAUCAUCACCAACAGAUACCUACCUCCUACCUACUUACCUACCUACAACGACAUCGCAUUCCGACAGCCGCGCUCUCUUCCUACCGACUGGGGUCUCUUUCCUUGCACCCACCCGCCCCGGCACAUGUGCCUCAUGUGAACCACCACAUUCCAUCACUGCCCAACUAGCGUCACGAUGCCCCCGAUAGAACGGGACGUCCCCAGCCAGCUGGACCGGACCCUGAGACACCAGCAUUCCGGCUCUUCGGACCACAGCCGGGCGUUGAUCCCAAUGUGGGACAGCUCCGACCCAGACAGGGCGCCGCCGCCGCUGCCUCUGAACCCCCAGUCACCCAGCGUUGGCGGUUCACCGUCCAAGCCAGGCACUUCGGCCGCUAUCCAGUCGGCCCACGCAGCGCUGGCCGAGAAGGCCCGCGAGAAUUCGCUCGUACCGGCGCCUCUUGGCAAGAACUCGACCCACCGUCGCAAACAGUCGCAGCACGGCAGCGUCCGUGAUCUGGGCUUCAUGAUUGAAAGUGGGCGAGAGUCGGUCAACUCGACCCCGCGCUCGCAUGAGAAGUAUCCCCGCCCGGGCACACCUGGGCACCGGGACCCCUUUUUCGACUCGAGGCCACAGGAUGACCGGGAACCACCACCGGAGGUGAAGGUGCUCUCGCUCUCUCCUGGCCCUAGCCUGACACCCAUAAUCAGACCCAUCGCUCGCCGCUCGACCCACAGCAUACUCGGCGAGAACACGCCGCCGCAGUCGGCCACGAUGUUGGCAUUGCAGAACCUGUCUACUCCGACCAGGGACGGCAACGCCAACGGGAACGGGAACGGCAACAAUAAUCAGGGCAACAGCCAUAGCAAGCCUCCGAGGGAGCUACGGGAGCUACCCCAGGCGCCAGCCGCGUCUGCCCCUAGGGAGCACAGGGACCACAGGGAUCACAGAGACUACAGGGAUCACAGAGAUUACAGAGAUCACAGGGACAGCCAAAACCCUCCAAAGGAGAAGCCGCCAGCCCAGCCCGAGCCGGUACCCCUUUCUAAUGUGACGAACUCGGCGCCAUCUACAGCCCUUGUCAGGCAGCCACCCAACGCUGCUUUGGACGCAUUGUCGCAGCAAAUCCUCAGCCUGACAAACAUCGCCACGUCACUGCAGAAGGAGAUGUCACAGCUGAGCCGGCGCAGCAGGGACAACGCUACCGACCUGCUGAGCCUGAAGGAGGCUACCAAUACGCGUGACGAAGACAUCCGCCGCAGCCUGCGUGAUCUCCUUUCUAGCACCAAUGAGAUCUCGUCACGGGGCUCCACGAGGGACCCCUAUGGCGCCAGUCUUCUCAUCGACAGCAAGCCUCACGCUGCAGGCUCCCCGAUGUCCAAGGUUGGGAGGCCCUUCUCACUUCCUCGCAUUCCAUCACUCAACAGCUUCUCCGCGUCGGUGGAUGGGGAUCGCAUGAGCACCCCGUCGCUCUGCGGCCUUGUGGCCGACGGCCCUGCCACCAUAUCCCUGCUGGAGAGGAUUGUGCGUGAAAUGGGCACCAAGGAGGGCCACGACAACCUCAUCUCUCGUCUCUCGGAUGUGGCCGACAAGGUUGCGGGCAUGGCAACUGCAAAGAAGGUCGAGGAGCUGCUCAACCUUGUCAAGAGUAGCCACGAGCAGUCUGCUAUGGUGGCUGCCACCGAUGCGAGCGGUGGUGGUGGUCGUGGCGGAUCAGUGUUCCCGAGACAAGCAAGCUUCGACGGAGAACUACCGUCGCCUGGAUCCGGCGGCAUUGGAUUCGGCGGCCCGGGUGGAGGGGCUCUCCAGCGCACGGGAGAACACCUUGGCGAGGUCGACACUCACCAUGCAUCGGCGCCCUCUUCAGGGGCACCGGACGCGGUGACAGGCGACAUCCUCAACGUCAUCCGAACUGUCAAGGACAGUGUCGCCCAGGGCGGCGGACUUACGGCUGAGGUCAAGGCGCUCGUCCGCGAGCUGCGAGGCGAGGUGCUAGGAAUGGGCCGCGAGAUAGGGCGACGACUGGAAGAUGUGCAGGCCAACAAGUCCGACCAAACCGAGACGGUGACGCAGGCCGAGAUGAGCCGGGUCAUCGAUGAGGGGCUCGAGGAGAUGAGGCAACACAUGGAUCAACUGCUGAAGGAGCACCAUAAUCAGUCGGCCACGGCUGUCGCGUCAGGAGGCACCGUGGUAGACUACGCCGAAGUGUACAACUCUGUUCGCGCUGCGCUCAAGGACUCGCGGCCGGGCACUCAGGACGUCACUCGCGAGGAUGUCAUGGACGCAGUUAAGGAAGCCUGGGAAGCGUACAAGCCUGAGAUCGAGGUACAAACCAUUGGACUGGAGCGCGACGAGGUGCUACAGUGCCUGAAGGAAGGGCUGCGCGAGUACGCCCCAGCCGGCGACGCCGCCCCCGGUGUCACUCGAGACGAAGUGCUCACGGCCGUGGUCGAAGGCCUCAAGCAUUUUGUGCCCCCGCAAGCCGAGACACCCGCGGCUCUCUCCCGAGACGAGAUACUUGAUGCAGUCAGGGAGUGUCUUGAGGAGUUCGAGUUCCCGGUUGCCGCAUCGGCAGUGGGUGCAGAGGUCACCAAACAGGACAUGCUGGACGCAGUCAAGGAGGGCCUCGAAGGCCUGGACCUGCCAGUACCUGCCGCCCCUACACAGUCGACAGUUAACAACGACGAGGUCUUGGCGCGACUGGGCGAGAUCGUCGAGCUCAUGCGCGACGAGUUCCGCACUAUAUCAACUGAGGCCAAAGACAGCAAGGCCGCCAGCGAGCGAGAAAUGGAGCAGGUUCUCGACGCAACCAAAGACGGGUUCGCGAAGCUGCGAACUGAUAUCGAGUCUUAUGUCGACAAGGCUGCGGGCGGCGGCAGCAGCCAGGAGGGCUUCCUGGACGGACUGGUUCACACGCUCGACGAUUUCCGCGAGGAGAUUGCGGAGCUCGUGUCCAAGGCCUCGGACAGCUCUCGCAAGGUGCUGACGACGGAAAUCGAGAACCUGCGCGAUGCCGUGAACUCGUCCCUCGUUCCCAUGUCUGCCAUACCCAGCGCCAACAUCGGCGGGAGCAACAAGGAUGUGAUGGAGGCGCUGCACGAUGGAAUCAGCAGCCUGCGCAACGAGAUUGCCAGCCGACCCAUCGCCGGCACCAACGAGGUCCUCGACGCGCUACAGGAGAGCAUGCAGGACCUGCGGGAGUGCAUUGAGCGCGUCGGCAACAAACCCAUCGACCUUACUGCCAACGAUGAGAUCCUCGAUGCCCUCAAAGCGGGACUGGAUGGCGUCAAGUCAGACAUCAAGUCGGAUAUUAACGAUAUCCGCGAGCUCGCCAACCCCAACGAGAAGGCCGUUGUAGCCAUUGAUAACACCUCGGGCUCGAUGAGCACUGCCAUGGUGCCCAUUGACGUGCUGCGACAUGACGACAUUAAGAAUCUCGAGAGGCUCAUCGCCCAACUCCAGAUGAAGAUAGACACCAUGGAGUCCCCGGGCGAUAGCAGUGCCGCCUCGGUGGCCGUUGCGGCCGCCACGGCUGCCGCUGCUGCCGUGCCAACCCUUACCAAGGCCGAUGUCGCGUCCAAGCUCGAUCUUUCGGGCGCUGUCGAGACCCUCGCCUCCAAGGAUGAUCUUUCGGGGGUGACCGACACCCUGGCAUCCAAAGAGGAUCUCUCGAGCGUGGCCGAGAUCCUGGUGUCCAAGGAGGACCUUUCCGAAGCAACAGGGACUCUCGCAUCAAAGGACGACCUCGGGGGUAUUAUCGAGAAGCUGCAAAAGCUGCAGGAGACGGUUGAAGCAGCUGCUGCCAGUGACUCUGCGGCGCCCGACCCGGCAACGCGGGAGGACGUGGUAGCCAUCGAGACUAUCCUCCGGAACACCAAGGGGCGCCUCGACGACAUGGUGGACGGCGAGCAGGCGGUGCGCAAGGACCACAUUGACGCCCUAGAAACGGUGGUGCUCGAGACGAAAGAGUCGCUCGGGGCGCUCAAGACAAGGCUCGAGUGCCUUGACGGGCUCUCGCGACAGGAAGACCUCAAGGAGGUGGAGUCGUUGAUUGCGCAGGUGGCCAACGAAUUCGAGGAACUCAAGGACCGCCACGAGAAGCAGCUCGCCGAUCCCGAGCGUGUCACCAAGACGGACGUCGCAGGCGUCGAGGCCAUGUGCCAAGACAUUAAGACAGCCGUCAACCACAUGGUCCAGACUGAUUUGGCCGCUCUGCCCACGCGCGACGACCUCCAAAGGCUCGAGACGCUUCUGGCCGAGGUUCGCUCAAUGGCAGGCUCAGAGUCGGAAAAGAUGGCCAAGGCCUUUGAGGACCGCCAAGCUGAGACGGUUGGCGUGGCUGAGACGGUCAACGAGGUCAAAGCCUUCCUUGAAGAAUUCCAAUCAACCGUCAAGAGCCAACUCGAGGAUGGCGCGGGCGGUGUCAACAAGGUGGGCCACCUCCUCGAGACGCUGGGUGAGAAGGUCGGGAAGAGCGUCAGCGUCGGUGACGAACUCAAGGAGAUGCUCGAGGCCGUCAAAACCGAGGUGGAAGAGUCGCGCGUCGGCGCCGUUGGGGCUAAGCUCGAGACGGACGAGAAGCUUCAGCAGGCGGCGGACGCGGUCGCGGCCAAGAUCGACGAGAAGGUCGGGGAGCUCCUGAACAAGUACAACGCCUUCCAAGCUCAGCUGGAGGAGCGGGCCAAGACGGGCGAGGCCCGGGACGAGCAGAUGGAAGCAGCCGUGGUGGGCAGCAAGGCAGUGGCGGACGAGCUCAAGGCACUGAUCGACACGCUCGGCUCGGCCGUGACGGACUCGCUCGAGAAGAUGGAGGAGGCAUCCAAGACGGUAUUCGGACGCGUGGAGGACCUCGUUGGCCGCGUCGACGAGAACCACACAGACGACAAGGCCGAGCACCAGCAAACGCGCGACGAGGUCAAGCGUGCCGUCGACGCGGUCGAGGGUCUUCAGGGCCAGGUUUCCGAGUACCAGCCGCAGAUCCUGGACAGCCUCAAGGACGUCCUGCUCAUCGUUGGACAGCACUACGAACACUCCAAGGCGUCCACCGACACAAUCCGGGAGAAGAUCGAGGAAGCCAAGCCAGAGCCGCUCAUGCUGCCCCCUCCGCCGGAGAAGUACGACGACAGCCAGGUUGUGCAGAGGCUCGACCACCUCUCGGAGAAGUACAACGGCGCCGUUCUGCUAGAGAAGCUCGAGGGCCUCACGGACCGCUACAAUGGCGACGUUGUGCUCGAGAAGCUCGAGGGUCUCUCGGAGCGUUACAAUGGUGACGUAGUUCUGGAGAAGCUCGAGGGCCUGUCGGAACGCUGCAACGGCGAUGUCGUUCUUGAGAAGGUCGAGAGCCUAUCCGAGCGGUACAACGGCGAUGUCCUUCUCGAAAAGAUCGAGGGCUUGUCGGAGCGUUACAACGGCGACGUUCUUCUCGAGAAGGUCGAGGCGCUCUCGCAACGCUACAACGGUGACGUCCUUCUCGAGAAAGUCCAGGGCGUCUCGGAACAGUGCGACGGUAUUCUCCUCUCAGUUCCCGAGAAGGUGGACAGUAUGGGCGAAAAGCUCGAGGCCGGCAUCCUCUCCAACGGCGAGAAGCUCGACAAACUGGUCGACAAGGCCGAGCAGGACAGCACCAUGAUCAACGACAAGCUCGAAAAACUGUCGGACAAGACCGACGGGGACCAGCUCAUCGUCGUCGAUCGGCUUGACAAGUUGUCGGAAAAGGCCGAUAGCGACCAGCUGAUGGUGGUAGAGAAGCUGGAGAAGUUGGCUGAGCAGGGCGACAGCGACCAGCUUGUCGUGGUCGAUAAGCUCGAAAAGCUGUCUGAGCAGACCAGCUCCGGCCAGACGACGGUUCUAGGCAAGCUUGAUGGCCUGUCAGACAAGGUCGACCAAGACAAGACUGCAGUACAUGGCAAGCUUGACCGGCUCGUAGACCACACCCAGGAGGCGGACAAGGCCUUCGCCCGGCUCGACACACUCGACAAGGUUCACCAGCAGGUGAUCCAGACGGCCGCUGAGGUGGCGGCGCUGGUGGCGGCGCAGACGGCGCGUAUCGAGGACGACCGCAAGGAACGCGAGAAGACGCUGCAGGACACUCUGCUGGCCGUGGAGCGCGGCGCGGCGCAGAAGGAGGCCCUCGAGGCCAGCGUUGCCGCCCUCCGCGAGGAGCAGGAGUCGCUCAGGCGCAGUGUCGAGGCCAUGCGCGCUGAGCAGGACGAACUCUCUCGCCGGAGGAUGCGGCUCACUGCCGAUGUGGCCUCGCUCGAGACGGCUGCCUCACUGCGCCGUGAGGAGCUGCGCGAGGUCGAGGACCGCGCGCAGGGCCUCGAGCGGCGCAUCCUUGAGGGCGUUAUGGACCACUCUCGCGUGCUGCUGAUGGCCAAGUCCGGUGGCUUCACCGGCAAGGGCCGUGAUGCCAUGAGCCGCAAGCGCGUGUCAUCACAGCGGCAGGGUGGGAGGGACUCGCUGGGCUCAACUGCCGCGGACGACACGCCCAGGGCAGGCAGUAAGCGCUCGUCAGAACACAAGAAGCAGCGCGCAGCGCCCAUCAACAUGGCAAUGGCUACACCCUCCAACACCAACGGCAUGGCGCCACCCAGCCAGUCCAGCGCCAGUGGCGUAGCCCGUCGCAUCGUCUCUCUCAGCCAGAUCAACAACAACGUCGCUGGCGGCGGCUUCAAGCGCAGCCAGAGCGUGCGUCAGCCCGGCGGGCGUUCCGGCAUGCGCAAGACGAGCUGGGCGGGAAGCCGCGCCACAACGCCUGUGCCUCCGGUCCCAGCAGUACCCGCCGGGGUCGCCAAGGGCUACGGCGAUCUCGACGGUGACCGGGAGGACAAGGAGAACAGCGUCCCGCAGUCGGCCGGUGGCGAGAACGACGACAGCGACUACGACGACGCAGGGGACACUACAACUCUACAACACCGCGUACCUUCUCUAUCUGUCAACGGCGGUGGCGCCGAGGUGGACGGCGACAACGGGCACUCGAGGCACACGGAGACGACGUACGACGAGACAGGUGACGAGUAUGACAACUGCUCUGAGCACGACGGCGAUAUUGGCGACGCGGCCGAUGAGGGCGAGGUGGUGGUGUAACAGCCUUGACGGUUUCUAAUACUUAUUCUGGGUGCUGCUGCUGGUUUAUGUUGAUGCUGGCAGCAGUGAGAGUGAGGGAGGGGGGAGAGUAGGCAAAGGGAGUCUGUUGACGUUUUUUUGUAGGAACAGAAAGGUGUGGAGGAGGUUCUUUCAUCGUUUUGUACCCUCGAUUUUUUUGUUUAUCACGCUGCUCUGUUUCCGGUGUCUUGUUUUGCUCUUCUCUGGGUUGUUUGCUUGCACGGCUUGUCUGGAUUCUUUCUUUCUUGUUUACACCUGUUCUUGUCUGUCUUUGCUGUAUUUCGCAUCAAGUACUGAGAUGUCACGACGAUUCCCUUCUCAUUGGGAUCGCUUUCGAGCCCAAUGCUAUCAUAACUUUGGUUCUCGCACUCAUUGAUUCACUCCUGC
Molecule: messenger RNA, 7633 nt
Organism: Gaeumannomyces tritici R3-111a-1
Lineage: Eukaryota; Fungi; Ascomycota; Sordariomycetes; Magnaporthales; Magnaporthaceae
Exons: 2
Coding region: 338-7228 (2296 amino acids)
Source: RefSeq, a predicted model, not a curated record